Betta splendens (Siamese fighting fish) is the source of this 524-nucleotide messenger RNA. RefSeq names its product B-type lectin plumieribetin-like. The transcript is spliced from 3 exons. NCBI's taxonomy places the organism in Eukaryota, Metazoa, Chordata, Actinopteri, Anabantiformes, Osphronemidae. The record is from RefSeq and is a predicted model, not a curated record. Bases 66 to 416 code for a protein of 116 amino acids.
AAUGGACUGAACUGAAGUGUGAGCAUCACCUCUUUCACCAAUCGAAGCUUUUCUGUUUCAGAAGCAUGAGUAAGAACCUCCUGCCCAGGAAUACUGAGCUCCACAGGGGAGACUUCCUGAUCUCCAACAACAGGGAGUGGAAGGCCAUCUUCCAGGGUGAUGGGAACUUUGUGAUCUACGGCUGGAAGCCUGUGUGGGCUUCAGACACAUAUGGAUCAGAUGUCUUCCGCCUGUGCAUGCAGGAAGACUGCAACUUGGUCAUGUACAGCAAGUGUGGGACCCCCAGGUGGCACACAAGCUCCUACAGGGCCGGCUCUCACAUGUGCUGCCUCCAUCUGAGCGACGACGGCAAACUGCUGGUGUACAAGGACGCUGAGGAAAUCUGGAACUCUGCCAGCUCCAAGGGCAUGAAGUGAUCAGUAGCUGGCCUGAUGUGACGCCCUGGAAGCUCUGCAGGGUCACAGGUUCUACAAGAGUCAAAUUAGAGUCAAAUUGGAGUCAAAUAAAAUCACAUUAGAAAUAUA